AUGGUUUUGUUACCAAGCCAAAGUGCUUCCUAUCAUCAUUCAAGCAACACUCCCUCACAGACGUAUCCUAAUCAAGCAUUGGAGAUCUCCUCUCUAAAACAGAGCUUUGUGUCUCAUAACGGCAAUGCUCUCUGUUUCUCUAGCUCUCGCUUGCUCUCUUCGUCUUCUUCAGUACUCGUCGCCGGCGGCGGUCUCGCCGUGAAACGACAUGGACUAGCUUCGAAACCGGUGAGGACGGUGAAUCUCUCGGUGAAGUCCCGUCAGACGGAUUACUUCGAGAAGCAGAGGUUCGGUGACUCGUCUUCUUCUUCACAGAACGGUGAAGGAGGGCCUGCUAGGUUUUAUGUGGGACAUUCAAUAUCCAAAGGGAAAGCUGCGUUGACGGUGGAGCCAAAAACACCUGAGUUUGCGUCUUUAGACUCUGGAGCUUUCAAGUUAUCCAAAGAUGGUUUUCUACUGCUUCAGUUUGCUCCUGCAGCUGGUGUAAGGCAAUACGAUUGGAGCAAGAAAGGUGAGACUGUGGAGUCAGAUGAGAUCAGUGAGGAAGUGUAUCUUCCGUUGAAAGAAUCAAUAGGACAUACUGAAGUUGAAGUGAUAGCAGGAGCUUUGUUCGGUUUCUUAGUUAGCUUUGGUGUUUAUUCCCUUAUGUCAAAGCUACCAACUUUAUAUGUGGGUUGUUAAGAAAAGAGAGAGUUUGAUAUUUGUGCAAUUGUAAAACUUAAGAGAAUCAGUGGAAAUGUCAAAAACAGUUUUGUGGA
Molecule: messenger RNA, 758 nt
Organism: Brassica oleracea var. oleracea
Lineage: Eukaryota; Viridiplantae; Streptophyta; Magnoliopsida; Brassicales; Brassicaceae
Product: single-stranded DNA-binding protein WHY1, chloroplastic-like
Exons: 4
Coding region: 1-681 (226 amino acids)
Biological process (GO): regulation of DNA-templated transcription; defense response
Molecular function (GO): single-stranded DNA binding
Source: RefSeq, a predicted model, not a curated record